AUGGUAUAUUUGACUUUUGCAUGGUUGAAUAUACCAAAAUACGGACCCUAUAGAGGUGUUGAAGAAGAUGCUUUUUAUAAAGAUGUUGUGUUGGUUGUUUUUGAAAGUGUUGCUCCUCUUAUUUCACCAAUCAGAGGACCAGAAGAUGGAGGACAUGGCCAUGGCUUGAUGGUCAAAUUUGGUCAGGCAUUGAAAAAAAUUGCAUAUGAUUAUAACGUGGCUGUUUUGCUGACAAAUCAUGUCGUAGCUGACUCUGAUCAUUCCUACACCAGACCAGCGCUUGGUACAAACUGGUCUCGCAUCCUUGACAACAGAAUAUUUCUACAUGAUUCUGAGGAAGACCCCACACAGAAGAUGAUGAAGUUGGUCAAAAGUAUUCAUUUGCCAUUAAAAGAUGGAGUACGAAUAAAGAUCACGAAAUCUGGAUUACGUGAUGAUUCAUGA
This is a messenger RNA of Dendronephthya gigantea, 444 nucleotides long. Its product is annotated as DNA repair protein RAD51 homolog 4-like. NCBI's taxonomy places the organism in Eukaryota, Metazoa, Cnidaria, Anthozoa, Malacalcyonacea, Nephtheidae. Gene Ontology annotation, molecular function: single-stranded DNA binding; ATP-dependent activity, acting on DNA; four-way junction DNA binding. The transcript has 5 exons. Gene Ontology annotation, biological process: double-strand break repair via homologous recombination; telomere maintenance; reciprocal meiotic recombination. Gene Ontology annotation, cellular component: centrosome; Rad51B-Rad51C-Rad51D-XRCC2 complex; replication fork. The coding region runs from base 1 to 444 and encodes 147 amino acids. The record is from RefSeq and is a predicted model, not a curated record.